Molecule: messenger RNA, 2702 nt
Organism: Mya arenaria
Lineage: Eukaryota; Metazoa; Mollusca; Bivalvia; Myida; Myidae
Product: cysteine-rich protein 2-binding protein-like
Exons: 19
Coding region: 125-2629 (834 amino acids)
Molecular function (GO): acyltransferase activity, transferring groups other than amino-acyl groups
Source: RefSeq, a predicted model, not a curated record
UUGCAACAAUCAGAACACUUCGGUCAUGGCCGAGUUGUUACGAUUGUAUUUACGAGGUCUAUCUGGAAGCUUGCUGGAGUUGGUCAAGUUGUUACGAUUGGCUUAAUUGUUGCCUGUCUGCGUGAUGGCAAGUCAGCCUGGUGGUCACUGCUAUUGUGGGGCUCCAGAAAUACCUACACCAUACUACUUUCUGUGUGAUAUGUGUAAACGCAAGUUUCAUGAAGAGUGUUUGAAGACGAGCGCAGUGUCCGUACUGAAGGGAGACUUCAUGUUCCAAUUCCGAUGUACAGUGUGUGCAGGUGGGGAGGAAGAGUUUACCAGGACACGCCUCCAGUGGAUCCACGUGGUUCACCUAGCUCUGUACAACCUGCAGCUGGCCGGUUCUGGCAUGUGUGGCUAUUUUCGCUGGAAGGAACACAUCUGUACAUUUAUAGACAAACACUGGGCCACAUUCUUUGGAUCUCACAGGAAAAAGACGUCUCUAUGGCAUGGCACAGUGGCGGGAGUAUUAUCAUCAGGGUGUCCAGGGAUCUUCAUUUCUGGUGCCCAGGAGUUGAAGGAAACAGGCUGGUGGAGAUUGGCGGAAACCAAACCACCUAACCCCCACAAGAUAGCCACUCCUGUAAGUAAGCCAGCAUCAAGGAAGAAAGAGACCCCCAGUCCCACUGAGCCACCAAAAGAAGGCCUGCGAAGUCGACGGGGAAAAACAUCCAUACAGGCAGCAAUGGAACUCAAGGCUAAACGGGCAACAUUGAUGGAGGCAAAAGAGAUUCGAAAGACAAAGCUAGCACGAAGGGAGGGUGACCGGUCAGCCACCACACCAUCUCCGUCCCCGAGUAGUGGGAGCAGCAGCAGCCAAGUGCCCCAAAGCCUACUGACAGAACACCUCCCCCUCUCCACACCUGUCCUCCACUCUCCAAUCAAGCAAGAGUCCGCACCCUCCCUCACGUUUACCGGGAUGUUCCCCUCUGGUGAUGCCCCUGUAUUCUCAGGUGUGCCUGCCACCCCCACUGGGUCUGUCGGUACAGGGACCCUAGUGUCUCCUUGCUCCAGCUCCCUGCAUGAUUUCAGUGAUGAGAACAGCAAUGUGUCACAGAGCAGCUACCUCACUGAAAAAGACCUCAAGCUUCAGUCCACUGUGCCAAACCUACUGUUGUCUGAGGAUGUGGGUGGCCAUGAGGGAGAUGACAGUGACUUUGAGAUUGACCCUGGGACCCUCUCACCAGCACCCCCAGGCUCACCCAUACGCAUGCAAGAUUCACCCACUGUACAGGAGAUGCUGUCUGCUAUUGAUUCACACUCAUCUGUAAGCCAAAUGUUGUUGGAGGACAGCAGUAACCUGGGCAGUAGUCUCCAUGACAGUAGUUAUCAAGAGAGCAUCUCUAUGGAUACCAGUCUCCAUGACAAUGCCAGUUGCUACAGCAACAGUAACCAUGGAGAUAACUCACACUUCUUCCGAAACUUUAGCAUGGACGGCAGCCAGAUGGACCGAAGUGAACAAAGCAAAGAUGAUGGGGAGGAGGCAUCAGUUGUGGACUCUGAGAGCGACAGUGACAGUGACUCAGACGUGGACAGACAGGUGGAUGGACAUGCUGGGACAGCAUCUACAGGCAGGAAGAGGAAGCUUAACACAGAAGACAAGGAACCAGAGACAGCAGCACCUGAACCGAAAUGCCUGUUGAUGAGUAUGUAUGAGGAAAGGCUGUUGUUGAAGAAGCUGGAGGCCGCAGCAGAGAGAGCCCCCCUACCACCACAUGUGAACAGAUUCAAGAGGAAACUUCUUGUCAGACAGUUGAAACGAGAGCAUGGCCUGCCCGUGUUUGACCUAGAUGCUGAGAUGAACAGGCUCGCCCAGGUGGCCUGGGGCGUACAUGCAAACACCAGGGAUCAACAUCAGCUGAUACCCGGAGACUGUUACCAUGGUGACAUGAGAGUGCUGGACAAAUUCCAGACCCAGACGUACAACAAGACGAGACUCCAGCAGCAGCAGCAGCCCUCCUUCCUCAACCGUCUUGUUGGCUACGAGGACGACCAGCUACACUGCAUACGCAGUCCAUACACCGCCAGGAUCCUGAAGCCAUUCAUUAGAAGGGAUUAUGAAUCACGACCCUUGAAACUGCAGCUGUUGGAGGAAAUCAAGGCCUACCCCCACAGACAUGACAGUUCAUGGACACCAGAUCCCAGCCCCUCUAUCGACUACUGUUACGUGCGCCCCCAACACAUACCUUCCGUCAACACCCUGUGUCGAGAGUUCUUUUGGCCGGGCUUAGACUUGUCUGAAUGUUUGCAAUAUCCAGACUUCAGUUGCGUGGUUCUCUUCAGGAAGAUAGUGAUAGGGUUUGCGUUCAUGGUUCCUGACGUGAAGCAGAAUGAGGCGUACAUUUCCUUCAUCUUUACGCACCCAGAGUGGCGGCGGGCAAACAUCGCAACAUUCAUGCUUUACCAUCUCAUACAGACGUGUAUGGGGAAGGAUGUGACCCUGCACUGUUCUGCCACCAACACCGCCAUGCUUCUCUACCAGAAGUUUGGCUUCAAACCCGAGGAGUUUAUACUCGACUUUUACGACAAAUACUUCCCCGCGGACACACGAGAGUGCAAACAUGCCUUCCUGCUACGCUUACGGAGAUGACCACUGUCGAUGUAUGUGAAAUUACCUCUGUUAUUGUUAUGUUUCAUGGAAAUAAAUGUUCUAGAUGACAUCA